AAUCCGACCUAACAACAGCAAACAAAUAACAUCGAAGUCCUUGUAAAAAUUAGGGUUAAAAGUUGAGAUUCGUACAACGUUUAAAUGAUGUAGCGCUGGAUAUAUUAAGUCUCAAAACUUUGUUUAAUAUUAGUGUUGCUAUUAAUAGUUUGCUGGUAGAGCGGUGGUGUCGAGUUCAUAUUAAUUCACUACCCACAAUCGAUGCCUACCUGAAUUACGUUAGAUAAAGUACAGGCAGCCUGGUGUAAUUCUACUACACUAUCGCCUUAUAAGCCGAUAGAAACAGAAACAUGUAAACUAUACUUUACAUGAUAAACAGACCACCAAGUUCAAUGUGGAAACUUGGUAUUUGCAUGUAGUGUUUGAAGCCAAAUGGACUAUAUUAACAUCUUGUGUAAUCCUGAAUAAUCCAAUCAUCAAGUUUUCUAGGUAGAAAAUAUAUUUUAAAAUCUCCUGUUAUACAGUAUAUAACCAAGUACAUUAUUAUAUAUUUGAAAUAAUAAAAUUAAAAAGAUAAAAAGGGUUGUGUCAUUUCAAACUUGCAAUCGUUUUCGACUAUCCAAAUGUAUAAAUUUUACGAAACAUCCAACUAAUUUUUUUUCGUUCGACAAAGAUAGUUUCAAAUAUACGUUACAAGAACAGCUGAAGUCGAAGUUAUCAGAAUGUCACUCUCCGAGAAAAUGUGUCAAAAUCUGAAUAAAAUAUGGGCGGAUCAAGAACUUUGUGACUUCACAGUUGAAAUAGAUGAGGUGUCCAUAAGGUGUCAUCGCGUCAUUCUAGGAGCGAGUUCGCCAUUUUUUCUUGGACUGCUGAGAUCUGGAAUGAAAGAAGCCAACGAGGGACAUGUAGUUCUACAAGAUGUAUCAGUCUCCACCUUUCAGUUAAUCCUGAAAGCUUUGUACACCGGCGAAGACGUGUUGAGUCUUGACAACUUCAUAGAAAUCUGGCACGCUGUAGAUAUGCUGCAGAUUGGAUCUCUUGUAGAGUUAUGUGAAUCAUUCGCUGCUAAAAACAUACAAUUGGAAAAUUUCAGAAAAUUAUUUUCCGUUGCUAACCUUUUUAAUUCUAAAACAUUGCUGUCGUCAGUUAAAAAGUUCAUGACCCAGAACAUUGAAGAUAUUUGUAGAGACAAACUCUAUUUAGAAUUUUCAUUUGAUGAAAUGAGUGAUAUUGUUCGCUGUCAUGCUCUUAAUUUCAGAACUGAAUACCCCGUACUAGAGAUGGUUCUAAACUGGGUUCAAUACAAACCUGUAGUUGAGGAUUCAACAAACAACUGCACUGGAAACAAUAACAAGUUCCAAACAUUAGAACAAGAUAAUAGUUUGAGUAAUGCUAGCUCAAAAUAUAUAAAGCUUAACUGCUCAGAAGACAAAUCUACCUCUGUUAUGGAAACUAAUAUUAGUAAAAAUAGGAAUGUUACAAUAAUAACUUAUGAUUCGAUUCAGAGGUCAAAACGCGCGGUUAGCUGGUUUGGCAAUUUAGAACCCAUCACUUCAGAAAAUUUUAGCACUUUUAGAUUUGAUCCCACCUCAUCGGAGAAUCUUAGCUCUGAUAGAGUUGAUGAACUCAACAUCUUACUGAGUCAAGUAAGAAUGUGUAUUAUAUGCCCAAGUUUACUAAUGAAUGUUUUAGAACAUCGACUCAUUAAAAAUAACGACAAAGCAUGUCAGAUAAUCGUUUCAGCUCUCUUAAAACAGAUGUCUUUCCGUCACGGACAGUGGCCAAAAGCUGGUAUAUACAGACAAUGUCAAGAGUACGGUAACUAUGGCAUUAGCUGCAUGAACGGUACUGGGAAAUUCUUGUUGAUCGAUCUAGUUGAUGAGAAGAGAUACACAAUCAAGUCAUGUAAAACGUUAUGCUGGCAUGUCCAAAUAUCUGCUUUUGACAAAGAGCUCUACGCCACAAGCUCAAGGUAUGCCAAUAUGACUGAAAGUGACAUGUUUGUUUACAGGGAUAACACAUGGACACAUGUAGCCGAGGUCCCAGGAACUGAUAUAUUACUAGCAAGCAAUGAACAAUACGUAUAUGCAACAAGCGUUUCGGAAGAGACAAUAUAUCGAUUAAAUUCCAAAUGUAAUCCCCCCUGUAUAAGUACAUUUUCAACUCUACCAGAAGGCUCUGUUGUAAAACAUUUUAUGAGCUAUCAAAUAUACCUACUGAUCUUUUGUACUGAAACAGGCAAUGGCGUCGAGGAAACGGCUGUCCAUAUGUUAGACCUUCAGGCCAAGAGCUGGACAAAACUGGACAACCUCAAUGGACCAGCUAAAAACAUCAUCAGUUUUCGUAACGACGACAACCACUUUGUGCUGCAAAGAAACGGCAACUUGUGGGUUUUGAGAGUGACUGGUGAAAACAUCAGAUUCACUUAUGUAGCGAAACUUUGGAAUUUAGACCUCGAUCUGUGCGGAGCGGUCGUUUACGGUGAAAAAUUGGUCAUUUUUUACAAAUAUCUUGAAAAUGGCCCUGAUGACAAUUUCGUUUAUAAAAUUGACAAUGUUUUUCAAUUAAUCAGUUACAGUGAAUUAGCUUCUAUGUGUUCAAAACUGAUUCCUGUUGUUCUGCCUAAAUCUUGUCUUUCAGAAUUUUAAUGAUACCGGGAUGUCUAGCAUGAUAUUUUGUAAUGUUUUAUACUAAGUCUUGCAAUAUAAUCCUGUAAUAUUGUUUAAAUAGUGCAAAUAUGACAACUAUUAAGUAUUAGGUUUAUACAAUUUAAGUAUUAUGGCAUAUUUUCAUUAGAAGAACAGCAUGAUAAACUGAAUAAUACUGUGUUUUAGAUUUUACACAAUUGUAUAUCAAAAUAGAACUGAAA
This is a messenger RNA of Physella acuta, 2809 nucleotides long. RefSeq lists its product as uncharacterized. Gene Ontology annotation, molecular function: protein binding. The record is from RefSeq and is a predicted model, not a curated record. Lineage: Eukaryota; Metazoa; Mollusca; Gastropoda; Physidae.